ACACCCUUAUUAUUUCAAAAGUGGUCUUAAACCUCAGUCCCCAAAAUGAAAAAAAAAAACAUAAGUAGUUUUGGAUCCUUAAACCCUCCAACACCAAAGCUCACACUUCAAAUACAGAAACAAUAUUAGUAUUACGGAAGAAUUUUUGGGUAUGCAGAUUGUCCGGCGGCUCUCUGUUACUGUUUCCAAGCGAGUAUUUGGUGAUGCUUCAAAUUCAGCCAGUGGGUUGAAUAUUCAGCGCCGUGGCAAGUCAUUUGCGGCCACCGUUCCCUCUGAUUCAGCCGAAGAUAAGAGUAAAGGGAAAAGGGUGUCCAUUGAAGAAAGAAGAGCAAUGGCGGAAGCUUUUGUUAACAAAUAUAGAGCCAUGAAUGGUGGAAAAUUUCCAUCUACUAAGGUGGCAAUGAGAGAAGUUGGUGGCUCAUUUUACACUAUCAAGAAGAUUGUCGAAGAAUUGCAAUACAAUGCUAAAAUGCCAGUAGAUAAAGACACUGUUGUUAAAGAAGCUUCCACAAGAAAAGCUACAGUUAGGAAGGACAAUGUACUGAGAAAGGUUGAACAGACUUCAAACAGUGCAACUGCUCUCGAACAUGAAGAAUGCUUAGAUGGUCAGUUAACCAAUGAGAGUUUAUUUGAAAAAGAAUUCAAUCAGAAAUGGAAGCCCUCACAUGAACUCAAAGAAAUCCCAAGUGAUCGACAAACAGUUGAUGAAGUCAUAUCUCAAGAAACUCAAUCAUUAACCAGAAGUGGGGUGGAAGGUGGGGAUAUUAAUAGCAACCGUGAGGCAGAGGCAAAGCUACAAACUCCAAUAGCAGUAGAGCAGACUUUGUUGCAGAUUUCAAGAAUUUCUGGAAGUGAUAAUAAAAAUGCUGCUGCACAAGUUUUUGAAUCGGAGCUAGAAUCUUUUUCGCGUUCCAAGGAACCUGAGAAUAAUAUAAAACAGAAAGAUUCCCCUAUGGAAGAUUUCAAAUUUGAUGGCCUGAAGCAGAUGGAUGAGCCAAAACAUUCACCUGAACCGGAAAAGCCUACAAGGGAAUUAUCCAAUGAGCGUGAGGCUGAUACACAAGCGGAAAGUAAACCAUCCAUGUGGAAAAAUCUAAAAUCUUUUGCAGAUGGACUCCUCAACAUGUGGUGGAAAUAGUACAUUGGUGUCCAGAGAGUUACUUGAAAACAAGGAGUAGAUGGACAGCAUUUACGUCAGUGUAAGAAAUUUUGUUUUAUGCAUCCAAGUGUUUUGAAUGAAUAAAUGGUCAAAAGUGAGAGAACCUGAUGAUAUAUGAGGGAUUGCUGUUUUGAAGCAGUAAUUUUCUUUUUACAAGAUAGGAUCCAUUUUGGUAGGACAGAAUUGUUGUAGUAGGUUAGAAUUGGGUAUGAUAUAGUUGAUGGUGUAAUACUAUCCUCACUGAAGAUGCAUGAACAUGUAAAUAGCUCAAUCUAACCAUUUUUAUUUGUUC
Messenger RNA from Capsicum annuum, 1451 nucleotides. RefSeq lists its product as uncharacterized. The record is from RefSeq and is a predicted model, not a curated record. The coding region runs from base 152 to 1138 and encodes 328 amino acids. The transcript has 6 exons. NCBI's taxonomy places the organism in Eukaryota, Viridiplantae, Streptophyta, Magnoliopsida, Solanales, Solanaceae.